Nicotiana tabacum (common tobacco) is the source of this 563-nucleotide messenger RNA. NCBI's taxonomy places the organism in Eukaryota, Viridiplantae, Streptophyta, Magnoliopsida, Solanales, Solanaceae. The record is from RefSeq and is a predicted model, not a curated record.
UUUCGAAACCUGUGACACUCCUAAAUCUGGUGUUUAAUUAGCAUUUGAUUUUAUCAGAAGUUGUUAAGAAACAGAAGAAAAAAAUGGGAGACAGCACAAUGACAUGCGUAGACAUUCUUUUGGCAAUCAUCUUGCCUCCCCUUGGUGUUUUCCUUAAGUUUGGCUGCCAGGUGGAGUUCUGGAUCUGUGUUUUGCUGACUCUAUUUGGAUGGCUGCCUGGUAUUGUCUAUGCUGUUUGUGUCCUAACCAAGUGAUUCAAUUAUCUUCCUUAAUUCCCUAUGGUGGAUAUGUGAAUUUAGGCCAUUAUCAAGUCUCUUCAUUUCCGCUAAUCGAGUAUCUAGCUGCUGUUUAAUUAAUUCUUGGAUAGUUCUGGUGGUGUGUUUCUUCUAAGUUGAUCCUUUAUUUGUUUUUCUUUUUCUUUUUGUUAUUUCUCUCUUGUGUGUUUUCAAUAGAGAAAUUAUUGAUAGAGUGUUGAUGAAGCCACGUAUCGUAUUUCAAUGUCUUCAUUACAUUGGCUGUAAUUCGCUUGGAUUAUAAUGUUAACUUCCAUUCUGUUAUUUUAA